Messenger RNA from Ostertagia ostertagi, 1944 nucleotides. Lineage: Eukaryota; Metazoa; Nematoda; Chromadorea; Rhabditida; Trichostrongylidae. The record is from the annotation of a GenBank genome assembly.
AUGGAAGAGCUUGAGGUUUUGAACCGGCUCUGCAAAGAGCUCGGUGAGAGCAUGGAUCCGGCGACCAGGGCACGAGCCGAGCAAAAUCUCGCCGAACUCGUCGAUUCACCGCAAUGUCUUCGCCGAUGUAUGCUUCUGCUGGAACGUGGCGAUGUAUGUGAACGGCUUGACCUUGCCAUACGGCCCAGUGGUCGCCAGCAACACUCUCAUGAAGCUGCUGAACUCGAAAACUGGUAUUCUCGUCGAACAGAAGCUCGAAUUGAGCAGAUAUAUUCUGAUCUGCUCGGAACACGCUCGGCCUCCCUUCCACCGUUCAUAGUUUCAUCUCUAUGUCAGCUGUUCGCAAGAAUCACAAAACAAGAGUGGACGUACACAGAUAACAACGACCAACAUAUUUUCCAUGCUCCAAUCUCUGAUUUGAUUGCUACAAUAGAUAUCAAUGGCGGAAGUCAAAGUAUGCUCGCUUUGCAGCUCCUGUCUACGCUUCUAAAUGAUUUCAAUUCGCAAGCAGGAAUGGAGUCAGUGAAUAAACACCGAAAAGGCAUCGCUCUAUUCCGUGACUCCCAUAUUUUUGAGAUUUUCGAAACCUCCGUGUCGCUCUUGGAGGCUAUUUCACGAAAGGAUCUUGCUUCUUUGCAGAUUUUACACAUUGGUGUUCAACUAGCCAGUGUUCGCCGAACAUUGUUCAAUGGAAGUGAACGCCAGACUUAUCUAGAGCAUGUUGUAGCGGGAGUAAAGCGAGUAAUAGAAAAUCCUGAGAAACUGACUGAGCAGCCUGCGUUCCACGAGUUCUGCAGAAUGGUGUCUCGUUUGAAGACCAAUUUCCAAUUGUGCGAACUAAUAAAAGUGCCUGAUUAUGCUGCUGUUAUGCGCCUUCUAGCACAGUUCACUGUGGAAAGCCUGCGGAUGAUGGAUCUUUCCGCAAACAGUACCUAUUUUCUGUUGACAUUUUGGCAACGUAUGGUCACUUCUGUUCCAUAUGUUCGCAGCAGUGAAGAUCAUCUACUUAAUCUAUGUUGCCCUGAGAUUAUGACGGCGUUUGUGAGAGCCCGAUUGCAGAACGUUGAAAGAGUUGCUUGUAUGGUUGUAACAUUGAUUGGUACUGCAGUUUUUGGAAAAACGGCUGUGUCAAAUAACGAGGAGCACGACAAAAUGGAUGGAGAUCUUGUGGCGAGGUGGGGCUUUUUUUCUUUACUGGCACAAAUGAGCAAUUCGGAGCUGUCAUUAUCUCUCUUGAAGGAUCUUUCACUAGGAUAUACAGCAGUUCGAAAGUUGUUUCGAUUACAGGAAGUUCAACUGCUUCUCAGUAAUCACACGCAUGUAACGCGGUUUUCUAGAGGGCUUACGCGUCUCCUUACCAUUGAUCUCAACGAUGAUGAACAGUUAUUUGAACAGUUUAUGCAACCACUAGCAGGUAAUCGAAUCCUCGUUAUGCCCGAUGUGCCAAAAGAGCGUGCCUAUGCCGAACGAUAUAAAAAUAUUGGGAUUAUAUUCAAUGUACUCAAGUGCGCUUUGAUUGGAGCUUACGUACCGUUUGGAGUUUUCCGACUAUAUGGUGAUCCAUGUCUUCAAGAUUCUUUGAACAUGUUCGUGAAGCUGUUCAUGAAGAUCCCCGAGGAAGAUUUCCACUCCUACACAAAGAUUGCUCAACACUAUUAUAAUCUCUUGGAGAAUGUGGUUCAAGACAACAUUGCCUUUGUUUCCAAUCUUCAACCCGAAGUCUUUGCGGCUAUUCUGCGAUCGGUGCACACCGGAGUGACGUCGUUAGAUGCCGUUGUCAUAACAUCUGCAUGUUCGGCGUUAGAUACAAUUUUGAAUUAUCUGUACAAGAGUAACGAUUUUGGGGAUGCAGUGAUAUGCAACGUCGCUUUCCACGAUCACGAUCUGGAUAUCGAAUUCCUAUUCGAGUUUCGCAUAGGCGAACCUAACUUUUCAUAUCCCUAG